UUACACAGCCACGGUUUCGAUAAGGUGGAGAAUUCCUGCAGGUUAGCACAUCUUACUUCUCUGCUCCUCUGACCACCAGCUAGCAACAUAUCUUCACAAACGCUUUAAUUAAGGAAGCUGACGCGAGAUGGGAUUUUUGAUGUCGUUUUGUGGCUCAUAUACGACCAACUUUGGCACAGAAGGCGAACCGAAUGUCUAUUUUCUGGGGGAAAAUAAGAGUUAAGUUUAAGUUUCCCCAACUGUCAGCUGCUCCAGCACUUCUUCCUCUUGUAACAUUACUUGGACACUGUAUCAACUACAUCUACUACUGAGCACUGUCCUCUGUGGGUGCUGCGGACAUUUCCAGCGGGAAGCCGUGAGGUGUGAUAAAAGGUUAAUGUCACCUACACUCGUUCGCUCUUUCACCACAGAGCUGAAGCUGAAGUUAGCCUCUUAUUCGAUUCGUCCGUUCCACCUUAAAUGGCUCGACGGUCACAUUCUGGCGCUCGUGCUGAACGUGUGGACCUGCCGCACCGUUUAAGGUGGAAUUCGAAAUUCGAAUAAAAGCUGGCGGGUAUGAAUCCAACUUUGGUCUCGUUUUUUCUUUAAACACACUGGUUCUCCUCCGGCUUUGGGCAGGGUUUUAUUGUUCCACAGCCGUGUCCUCCCCGCUCCCCACCAACUCCUCCUCUGCCUGUACCGGUUAGUCAGGAGGCGUCUGCUAGUGAUCGUGCCUGGUUUAUGGAGCAGGGUUUGGCGCUUAAGGCCUUGAGGAGACCAGGGAGUUUCCUACCGCGUCCGCCAUUUAUUCGGGCUGUGGGAGGCUACAGGUAGAUUGGGAGUUGGCGAACAGACUCUGAGACAGCGCAGAAGCAGAGUGAGGUGACAGCCGAGGAGUUUUUCAGUUCUCCUGCACAGUCAACGACAAAACGUCAGAUUGAUGCUUGAUGGCUGGGAGCCCCCAGGCUCGCAUCCAAGAUUGACACUCGACAGCGCACGGUCUCCGCCAAUCUCCUCAGUGAGCUUCGUCUCCUGCCAGAUAAGACCGCCCACAAGCUCCCACUACGUCUGCCCAUUCCUAAGCCCAGCAACCUCCAAAACGCCCUCAGCCAAUCGCUGGGGCAGGAAAGCAUCGCCAUGGACACUGAGUCCACCUACUCCGGCUAUUCAUACCACUCUGGCCGGUCGAGGGGGUCCCACAGGCAUGGAGAGCGCAGUCGGGAUCGACACAAGUCCCGCAGCAAGGACAGCAGCCGCUCAGAGAAAUCUGUCACUAUUAACGCUCCACCUGCAGAGCCCUUGUUAGGAGACCAGUCGAUUCGCGGAGACGAGAUGCAGGAUGACAACUGGGGAGAGACCACCACAGCCGUCACUGGCACCUCUGAGCACUCACUCUCUCAGGAGGACAUCGUCCGCAUCAGCAAGGACCUGGACGACAGUGUGGGUCUGGACUGCAAGCGCUAUCUAUCCGUCUCCCUGUCCAUCAUCCUGGGCCUGCUGGUGCUCCUCACGCCGCUGGCCUUUCUCGUGCUGCCUCACCUGCUGUGGCCGGACAGGCUACGGGGCUGCGGCACAGCCUGCGAGGGCCUCUUCAUCUCGGUAGCCUUCAAGCUGCUCAUUUUGUUGUUAGCGGUGUGGGCGCUGUUCUUCCGGCCGCCCAGAGCAGGCAUGCCUCGGGUCUUCGUGUUCCGUGCUCUGCUGGCUACGCUGGUGUUCCUGUUUGUGCUCUCCUAUUGGCUAUUCUAUGGAGUGCGCAUCUUGGACACACAGGAUGAGGACUAUCAGGGCAUUGUGCAGUAUGCAGUAUCCCUGGUGGACGCUCUCCUCUUCAUCCACUACCUGGCCAUAGUGCUGCUAGAGCUGAGACAGCUGCAGCCCUGCUUCUCUGUCUGCGUCACGCGCUCCACAGACGGGGAGACACGACACUACAACCUGGGACAGCUCAGUAUCCAGAGGGCAGCUAUAGCCAUAUUGGAGAACUACUACAGAGAUUUCCCUGUACACAACCCAGCACUACUUACAGCCUCCAAGUCUCGCGCAGCCAAACACCUGGCUGGACUCAAGGUCUACAACGUAGAUGGUCCUGGAGGCAAUAACGCAGGAGCAAGUAUUGCCCAGUCACAGUCCCGUGCCAUGAUCGCUGCUGCCGCCCGUCGACGGGACUCCAGCCACAACGAGCUUUACUACGAGGAGGCAGAGCAUGAGAGACGCGUCCGGAAACGCAAAGCCAGGCUGGUGGUGGCAGUAGAGGAGGCAUUCACGCACAUCCGUCGCAUCCAAGAGGAGGAGCAGAAGAAGUCACCCGGGGAUGUGAUGGAUCCACGUGAAGCGGCACAGGCCAUCUUUCCUUCCAUGGCUCGUGCACUGCAGAAGUACCUGCGCACCACCCGUCAGCAGCACUGCCACAGCAUGGAGAGCAUUCAGCAGCAUCUGGCUUUCUGCAUCAUGCACAACAUGACGCCUAAGGCGUUUCUGGAGAGCUACCUGACGCCGGGCCCUACGCUGCAGUAUGGCCGUGAGCGCUGGCUAGCCCGCCAGUGGACCCUCAUCAGCGAGGCCUCGGUGACCAGCGGCCUGAAGGAGGGCUCCAUAUUUGUGCUCAAGUGCAUAGACUUUAGCUUGGUGGUCACCACCAAGAAGAUCCCCUACAUCAAGCUCUCUGAAGAGUUCAUCGACCCAAAGUCCCACAAGUUUGUCCUGCGACUACAGUCGGAGACUUCGGUGUAGACAUGUUAUCUGUUUGUUUGUUUUUUUUCCUUUUUUUCCUCUUUCAGUCGCUCACAAGCUAAUUUUUUUGGUUGAAAUUUUCUAAUUUUUGGGUUUGCGUUUUUAUGUAAUAUAUACAUAUGAAUCUAUAUAUCACAUAUUUGAAUAUAUUUCUUUUUCUUCUUGGAUUUUUUUUUUUAUCGGGUUGGACAGGCACAUUAGCAGGAUGCUGCGUGCUAACGUUCCAGUCAUGCAAAGUGUGCUAAGACAUGCAAGUGUAACUAAAGAGAAUAUAGUACACAAGACUCUACAUUCACUUUUAAAACCCAGAAACAAUACAGAGGAGUGGAAGGAGAUGUAACUGCCCUCAUAACUGUCCAGCGGACCACUCAAAAUGGUGGAAGCACCCAUUCUAAAGGAGGAGACAGUCCUUCGUUUCUCUUUUCUCACAGCUCAGACUCUCAGACUUGAACAUGUUCAGGCAAGCGCACUGUGAAUCAAACCCAACCCCUCUGGACUGGAUUUCUCCACUUGUUCGCCACAUGUUUCUGUGCGAGCGGACACCUGAACUGCUGUGCGCUCCCAGGCCGCUAUACUUGCUCUCUCUGCAGCAGAGGUUGUUAUAGCAACGGGGCUUUUGCUCCACAGGGUUGGCAAACAUGACACACGGUCUGAGUGAUGACCUUUUUUCUACUGUAAGUGCGUACGAACUCUACUGGUGCUUCUUUUUUCCAUCAACACAUUUGCUCUGUCUUUUUGCUGAUGAUACACUACAUAAUCAUGUUUUCUAUUGACAUAACAUUGUUUUACGGAUGUGAGGCGUCACUAUGUAUGUAAUGGAGUUAUGUUCAUGCCGGUUCAGUGAAUGGAACCAAUAGUUUUGGUUUUACACUAUUUUGUUUGAUUUUAAACUCUCCUUGGAAGCUACAUUUGAAUGGCUUCUGGGCUUUGUAGUUUAUUCAUCAAAAAGGACCCUAACAAAAAUUUUCAAGCCCCUCAAGGUCGCUACUGCUUUGCUUUUUGAGUAUAAAGCAAAGGCCAAAUACAGUCAGCCUAGCUUUUACUGUGUCACCAAUAUCUAGGUACUUACUAGAUAAAAAGUCAAAACCCAGCCUGUUUCCAACAUAUUGCUGCCAGUGCCAUCAAAGAGUGGAAGAGCAUAGUAUUCAUCCAAGGUGUCAUUGUUUGUUCAAUUAGUUGUUCUCUAUAGGGAAAAGUGAAUGCUGUUUUCAAAAAUUGCUCUGUGCUUAACCAAUGAAUUCCAAAGCCUAUACAUUUUGUCCUUUUUACAUUUUUCCCAUGAUUAUCACUGUUAUUUGAAUUACGAAGUCAUUCAGUAGUCAAAAUAGGAAUACUGCUACAUACAGUCAUAAGGAAGUGUGGGUGCUCCGGGUCAAAUUAGUUUUGUUGAUUUUCUGUGAAAAUAAGUUAACACAUCACGCUAUAGCACAUUUUAAAGCACAAUUACUGUUGCCGAAUUUAACAACUUAAAAGAAAACAUAAAAAACCAAAAGUUAUGGCAUGUAGCAAAAAAAAACGUUUUACAAUUUGUUGAAAAAUGGCAUAUUUUAGUUUAGUUUUGUUCUCUGUAGAGGAUGUGUUAACAUAUUUUUACUUAAGAAAUCAACAAAGCGUAUGCAACUGUGUAUGCAACAUGCAAGCUAACACCUCUGGGCAUUUAAUUGACCCUGAAAGACUGGCAACCUCACCAAAAUACCCAGCACAAACCAGCAAGCUUUAUUUGGUGUGGUUGUGAAGUGGUUUUGGCAGUAGUGGGCUACACUUUGAGUAGCGAGUGUUAUAUAAUAGUGUUGAAAUAGUGUAGAGUUGUAGUUGUAGCCUUACUUUUAUGAUUUCAAUGCAGUGACUUCAGUUAAUUGCUCAGUAGAGUUACAGCGUUUUUUACAUUUGGACCAUUUUAUUAUUAAAAGUGGUCUCAGACCAGUGAGUCAUGGUUUUCUGUGCGUAUGUGAACCCGCCAAACGAACUUAGACCCCUUUAACCAGACCAACAAAUGAACCGGUCUCAGUACACUUUGUGGUUCAUUCUGUGAUCUAGCAAAGGGUAGCAGCUCUGGCAUAUUAAAGCCAUUAGAGGCCAUGUGUUACAAUGUUUUUACCAUGGUUAAAGGAUGACGUUAUACAUGACGCAACAUGGAAUUAAACCCCCAACUUGUGGUGAAAUCACUGUAAUGCAUGGCCUCAAGUGGCUUUUUGCAGUGACAAACAAUAUAAGAAAAUACGCUGUUCAAUAAAAGAAAUACUAUAACUUUAAUUCUAUGAACACCUCAGAACUUUAUAAUGGCUCAGCCAAUCAGAUCUGUAUAUAAUGAACUAUAUAAUAGAACAAGAAGUGGUCUGAGAUCUCUAGAAUGCUAAAGAGGACCAGAAAGAGAAGUGAGUCCGCUUUAAAGUUCACUUGCAUUGAACACAAAAAAUGAGGUCGUUUGCAGCUGAUUCCCUGUCAGAUUCACUUAAACAGAACCAAUUUUGUUUUUUUUUUAAAAGAACUACAUGUGAAAACACUCUUAGCUUGCAGCAUAAUUAGCAGUAAUAUUUUGAUUUCCUUAAUGCCCUCAUAAUUCAGAGGGCCCAGUGACACUGUGGUCAAAAAAUGUAUGCUGGACAAAACUGCAACAUUUGAACACACUGAACAUCAUUAUUUGUUCCCAUAGAGAAAAAAAUGGCUUAGACACCUGUUGUAAAAUGACACAAAACCCCUGAGGCAAAAAAUCUCACAUGACUGCAAAAAUGAGCCAGUCAGACUCUUAUCAGAACACUACUCAGCAUUUACACACUGAAUUCAUCUUAAUUCUGUUUUGGAGCUUAUUAACAUUAUAUCAAGCAUCGCUAAUUGUUUCAUGUUUAUAUAUUUCUUGAAAGGAAUGGCCUUGUGAGUGUAGACAUUUCAUUUCAGAAGGAUAGUUUGAUCAAUAAUGCUAAUGUGGCAUCAUUUUUUUCAGAAAUGAGAGUUUGUGCCUCUCUUUCCACUACUGGUCUAUGCUAACUCUAUGACCAAAGAUAAUGAUGUAAACUCUCUGAGGUUUUUGAGAAAACGCAGUAGUUGUGAUAAUGUGGUCACUGAGAAAGCACUUAAAACGCACUGAGAUGCUUGUAGAGAACAUUAGUAGAGGCUAACCGUCUUUGUGUUGCGGAAGAGUUCUAGCACCAAAGCUUUGAGAGAUGUGUAAGCCGUAGCGAGUAGUGAGUCGUAAGUGGAACUCAAUUUUUGCUUUAACAAUGAUGAAUGAAACGCAAGUCCAUUUAUCAUGAUUUGCACAUUUUUUGUUUUCUUAUGCAGCCAUUUUUAUAUCAUCACUCAUCAAUUCAAAAGCAUUUUUUGAUUUGGAAACAUGAGUAAGCGAUUUUUGAAGCAGGAUUAAUAUGCAAGCCAUUUCACCUCAGGGUGAAACAACACAGUGCAUAGUCAUGCAUUCAAAUCAGGCUUGUCGAUUCAAAAGGACAACCACUUAGUGCCCUCUAGUAGAAGUCACUGAAUGUGUCGGCCCUCUGAUUGGCAUCAAAGCACCAAAUUAAUGUUAAUUAUAACUACAAAGGGGAUGAUUUUUUCAGUACAGUGUUUUACUGCCAUCAAAUUAAACCAUGCAAAUGUUAUUUUUCUUACCCUUCGUGAACAAAAGAUGUUCCUUUAAUAUCAUUCAGACGGUUUUUGAUGACAACAGUGAUGAUGGUGAUGACUGGUGUGUGCGUUUUAGAUGAACCUCUCUCACAAUGUGACCGUGCCUCUGUUUUUACACAGUGUGUUUGUAUUUAUACUGUAUAUGUGCAUAAUUAAGUCAUUCCUGCUUAAAACACUUCCGUUACAGCUCACACUUUUCACCUGUCGCUCUGAAAGGCCAACAUUUAUAUACCUGACGUUACGUUGUAAUGAAUAUGUUUGAGUUCACAACACAAGAUAUUUGUAUGAAAUAAACAUUUGUAUGAACAUUG
Molecule: messenger RNA, 6635 nt
Organism: Colossoma macropomum (tambaqui)
Lineage: Eukaryota; Metazoa; Chordata; Actinopteri; Characiformes; Serrasalmidae
Product: vang-like protein 1
Exons: 9
Coding region: 1117-2706 (529 amino acids)
Biological process (GO): multicellular organism development
Cellular component (GO): plasma membrane
Source: RefSeq, a predicted model, not a curated record